UCUAAACAGAGGCUAAUCAGCGGAACCGGAUUCAGUUUCUCGGCAUCGGUUGUACUAAUUGGUUCGUCUAUUUAAAGCAAAACGUGGAUCGCGGAUCGUCGCUGUACAGAACUGUAAAUUUUAAUAUACCGAAUAUUGUGCUCGCACCAUGGUAUAUGAAACAUCCUACAAUGCUGGGCUUAAGCCCUUUUCUCCCGAUCCUAAUCGCGGGAAAUGGGAAAAACCCACUGACUAUAUUUUCGCCUGCUUCGGACUGGCCCUGAAGCUGGAUGUACUAGGGGUCUCGUAUUGGUACUUCUUCGAUAUGGGCAUUUUUGGAAUGCUCCCCUACUUCCUCUAUAUGGUGAUCUAUUUGGUUCCGAUCAUGGUCAUUCACUCAUUCAUGGGACAAUUCUCCAGCAGUGGAUUCAUGUCCGCCUUUCGCCUGGCGCCUUUUUUUAAGGGAAUGGGAUAUGUGAGCGGUUUCCUGACCAUCUCCAUGCUCAUUUACUACAGCAUUUUUGCUGCUGUUCCGCUUUUCUUCAUGAUCAACUCUUUUCGGCCCACUUUACCUUGGAGUUGUGAAGGCUUAAAAUCUUGGUACAAUGAAUCCGCUGGACCACCGACUACAUGUAAUGUGACAAUGCUGAGGAAUGAAACUUAUGAGUACGAAAACGAAACACACGUUCAGCUAAAUAUGCUUCAUGUACCAUCAGUACUCUACUUUUAUCAACAUUUUAAAAAUAUUGAGGAGGAACAGUAUCCGGACCUAAGUGAGGACUAUGAGCUAUCCUGGCAUUUCGUGGGCCUUUUUGCUAUAGUUUGGGCUAUGAUUGCAUUUAUUUUUUAUACAUUUUCGGAGACUGCGAAGUUUGGAAAAUUAAUUCGUUUCAUGGUUAUUGGAACCAUUGUUCUUCUGCUGGUGUGCUUUGUGCGAUUUCUAUUCCUUCCAGGAGCCCAUUUGGGGGUAAAGAAGUACAUGACUCCGGAUGCAGCGAAAAUGGCCAUGGGAAGUACAUCGACAUUUAUCAUGGUUCUACAAGCGUUUGGAGCUGGCUGGGGUAGUAUAAUAGCCCUAUCCAGUUUUAAUGGGUUCAGGAACAACAUAAUGUCGUACAGUUGGAUUAUCUCUUUCGGACAGGUCUUCAUAUACAUUACGUUUGGCAUGGUUUCCUUUAUGCUGGAUCACUACUACAAUGAGAUCACUGAUGAAAACUUUAACACUAUUGUACUGAGUCAUUGGAUUUUAUUUUUGUCCAGCGCUACUGCCCUAUCCUCAUUGGGUUGGGCGAAUCUGUGGACUUUUAUUUACUAUACUAUGUUAUUAAUGGCGGCCCUUAUUGUGAUAUCGACGCAAAUAUUCACUGUCUUGCAAAGUUUGUUUGAUGAGUUUGAGGAACUUAGAGGGAGAAAGCAGCAGAUAACCUUUGGUCUAAUUGGUGGCCUUGCCGUCUUUUCGUUUUUCUUUUGCACAAAUCAUGGCAUUGUAUUCUUUUCCGCUUUGAGUCUUGAUGCCAUUUUUACACACAGUCUGCUGCACUUACUGCUUAUUUUCGUGGUUUUGUGGAUAUAUGGCCGAGUACGUUUCCAGCGGGAUAUUGAGUUCAUGUUGGGUCAGCCCUUCGUCGCCUGGAAGGUUUUUAUUCUCCGCUUCAUCGCUCCAAUUAUUUUAGUGAUUUGUCUGAUGGCAGGAAUAGGUAUUUCCUCAAUGGAGCACUCGUACUCCUCAGCAGUGGUCCUCGUGAUGGCCGUUUUCCUGGUGGCACUACCCAUUCUGGCAAUACCUGGCUACGGACUUUACUACCUUUCCCAGAGCACUGGCACUAUUGGCGAUCGCCUUAAGCGCACCUUACGACCCACCGAUUGGUAUCCGGUUGAGGUGGAGCACCGCCAGCAGUACGAGGUGGCCGUAGGAAACACUGAGAUGACCCACCAGCUUUUUGAGGUUACUGAGGAUGUGAACUAAGCAGUGAAACAUGUAAAAAUGUUCGAAGCAUUAAAAACAUAUGAUUACCUAUUUAAAUGAUUCAUUUUGAAAGAUAUAAUAAAAGUACGCUCUAAAUAA
This is a messenger RNA of Drosophila takahashii, 2044 nucleotides long. Its product is annotated as sodium- and chloride-dependent GABA transporter 1-like. NCBI's taxonomy places the organism in Eukaryota, Metazoa, Arthropoda, Insecta, Diptera, Drosophilidae. Gene Ontology annotation, biological process: sodium ion transmembrane transport. Gene Ontology annotation, molecular function: L-amino acid transmembrane transporter activity. Gene Ontology annotation, cellular component: plasma membrane. The record is from RefSeq and is a predicted model, not a curated record.